AAAAAUCUAAAAUGUAUUAGACAACUAGAUCUUGACUUUAUUUUGAUACACGUGUCAGUGAAAUAGCCAAGUGUUAGAUACGAAAUUAGAUUCUGUAUUUAAAAGUUACAAAUGAAUUAUGUGCAGAAAUAAAAUAUUGCCGAAUAAACCACGGGAAAGUAAGGUAUUUUACCAGUUGUGUCAUUUAUACUCAAAACUCGAACAAAUUAAAAUAAUAUAUGCUGCAGAAUGAUUGCUAAGUCUUGACAUCUUCUAGGCAGUGGCCUUUGAGAAACAAAAAAAGAAAAACCAUUACAGGAGGGCACCAACUGAAAAGCAUGGCAAUGCAACUGAGCUGCAUACCUCAACCCCCGGUUGUUCUGCCUCCUUCGGAUAUUGAGUUGAUGAAGGCUGAGCUUGGAAAAAUCAAUAGGUUGAUGAAAGAAGUGCAUGAAGGCACAGCCACUGACGACACCUACGGUGGAUUGAAAAGUGCAGUUGAGGCAUUGAAUGAAAUAAUCCUAGCUUUGGACAAUUCAAAUGAUUUCCAUAAAAUUGGAGGAUUUGAGUUUCUUAUGCCCUUACUACUGUGUUCUAAUUCUGAAGUAGUAGCUGUUACUUCUGAAUUAGUUGCAGAUUUAUGCCAAAAUAAUACUUACUGCCAAGCUAGAAUUCUUGAUUUAAAUUUAUUACCAGAAUUAGUGAAGCUGUUGGAUAAUUCUGAUGAAAGAAUUUGCUCUAAAGCUUUGUACGCUAUUUCAUGUCUAUGUCGUCACAAUAAAGAUGCAAUUAAUCAUUUGUCUGUCACUGGUAUCAUUUCAUCCUUGAUGAAGAUUCUGCUGGAAUCUGGGGAGAGGCUGAGAGCAAAAGCAGCUUUUUUUCUAUCUCAUCUCUCUACCUUUGAGAGUUUUAGAGAAUCAUUUUACCAAGCUGAUGUGGUGAAAGUGCUUGCAAAGCUUUUGAAAGAGGGACAAAAUUCAAGCUCAGAACAUUUGUUAAGUGCAUUACUUGCACAGGUGUCAAAGCAUAAACAAUCUAGAAUACAAAGUAGACAAGCAGAAUAUGGACUAAAAGAUAUACUUAUUGAAAAAAUUGCACUUUAUGGAUCAAAGGAAGAAUAUCAAGAAGCUAAAGAAUAUUGUUCUAAAAUCUCAGAUGUAUGCUUUCAUGAUGAACUGAAAUAACUUCAAAUAUAAGAUGUUGAAAUGUU
Messenger RNA from Parasteatoda tepidariorum (common house spider), 1189 nucleotides. Its product is annotated as hsp70-binding protein 1. The record is from RefSeq and is a predicted model, not a curated record. Gene Ontology annotation, molecular function: adenyl-nucleotide exchange factor activity; proton-transporting ATPase activity, rotational mechanism; protein binding. Gene Ontology annotation, cellular component: endoplasmic reticulum; vacuolar proton-transporting V-type ATPase, V1 domain. Lineage: Eukaryota; Metazoa; Arthropoda; Arachnida; Araneae; Theridiidae. Gene Ontology annotation, biological process: proton transmembrane transport.